Messenger RNA from Plasmodium fragile, 1218 nucleotides. RefSeq lists its product as uncharacterized. The transcript has a single exon. Bases 1 to 1218 code for a protein of 405 amino acids. Lineage: Eukaryota; Apicomplexa; Aconoidasida; Haemosporida; Plasmodiidae. Gene Ontology annotation, cellular component: cytoplasm; nucleus. Gene Ontology annotation, molecular function: NEDD8 activating enzyme activity. Gene Ontology annotation, biological process: protein neddylation. The record is from RefSeq and is a predicted model, not a curated record.
AUGGACUCAAUCAAAGUGCUAGUGGUAGGCUGUGGAGGAUUGGGAAAUGAAGUCGUAAAAAAUCUGAUAUACCAAAAUGUAAAAAACAUAACCAUCGUGGAUCAUGACACAGUGGAAGUGAGCAAUUUAAGUAGACAAUUUUUUUUCACACAUGAUGACAUUGGAAAAAGCAAAGCAGUCGUGAUUGAGGAAAAGGUAAAGGAAAGGUACCCCUACAUCCAUAUCACAUCGUUUGUGAAAAAUGUUGAAUCUUUCGACACAGAUUUCUUUGAGCAUUUUGAUUUCCUAAUGGGUUGCCUGGACAACAUAAGCAGUAGGAUGUACCUGAAUAAUUUAAUUUUUACUUUAAGGAAAAAUGUUAUUUACAUUGAUGGGGGGGUGGAGGGUCUCCGGGGAAGUGUUAAGAUUGUAGACCGGGUCAGCCACUUUGCCUGCGUGCAGUGCACUGUGGCGAAUUACGCCACGGGGGGAGAAGACCAGCUGGGGGGGAGAGGCGAUGGUGGAGAUGGAGGGGAAGCCGUUCCCGUGUGCUCCAUCGCGGGAAGACCAACAAACUUCACCCACUGCAUCCUAUACGCCAUGCAUGUAGCAUUUGAGCAAAUCAGGAGAGAAAAGCUCAACGUAAACGAUAAAAACCACCUCGUGUGGAUUCACGAAGAAGCGAAAAAGAGAGCUACACAAUUUCAAAUCGACUACGAGGACUAUCAUGUAACGAGACAGGUCGUUCAAAACACACUCCCAACCACCAUCAGUACCCUAAUGGUGAUCUCUUCCCUAAUGAUAUAUGUAAUGCACACCGUUGCUUCGCACAUGUAUAGAAAACAUAUACACGAGGUGUCGAGUCGUACACACGAUUUCAGCGACAUACUCUAUGUUGGGGAUAACGGGUUCUACCUCCUCCAUUACAAAAUAUAUAAAAACCAACAGUGCGUCAUAUGCAGAAGAAAACGGAUUCAUGUUGUUUUUAAGCGAAGCGAUACAUUAAGUAAGUUUGUUGAAUACAUUAGGAAGGAGUACGGGUUCGAACGAAUCAGCAUUUCCACCGAGUCCACCAUUUUGUUCAUUGCGUCCAGGUGGUUUGUGGGGAGGGACUAUGAACAGAGACUCGGCGCCACCUUCGCGCAGCUCGUGGACAGGGGCGAGGUGAAGGAGCGCGACUACCUGAAUGUGCAAACUGAGGGGGAGACCAGCUUCGUUUUCCUCCUCGACUUGGAGUGA